This is a messenger RNA of Nothoprocta perdicaria, 1323 nucleotides long. RefSeq names its product chromosome unknown C10orf88 homolog (gene CUNH10orf88). The transcript has 5 exons. Bases 1 to 1053 code for a protein of 350 amino acids. The record is from RefSeq and is a predicted model, not a curated record. NCBI's taxonomy places the organism in Eukaryota, Metazoa, Chordata, Aves, Tinamiformes, Tinamidae.
AUGGAGCUCUACGCGGGCGAGGAGUACUGCGGCACCGGGCGCGGGCGGGCCCGCCGCGCCGCGCGCCCGCCAGGCGAAACUGAAAAGGUUACUUUAUACAGGAAGUAUGUCAAGCUGGAAUGCCCUGCAACCUCCUGUAGAAUUAAGCUGCUCUCCAUUGAUGAGAAACAAAGAGUACUCAUCAGUAAAAUAAYAGUAGAAGUGAAAACAGUGUCUGCAAAACUAGCAACUGAUUUUCCUUCACUAGGAGCCAGCAUAGAUCUAAACAGAGUGCAAACUAUAAUGGAGUCCAUGGGGUCAAAGCUGUCUCCAGGUGCUCAGCAGCUCAUGGACAUGGUCCGAUUUCAGCAGAAAAAUAGUUUACCUCUUGGAGACAAACUUAACAGGAUCUUUGAGAAAAAUUCUCACUUCGAAGAUGAACAUCAAGUAGAUGGUUUGCAUGGUGCAGCUGUUCAGACAUCACUAGAUCUGCCAUCUGCUGAACCUUUGCCUGAUACAAACUGUUCAUCAAGUGAAGCACUGUAUGAAGACUUAAAMACAAGUCUCAACCAAAACACACAGAUACCUAAAAGAGAGAACAGUUCUGAUCCUGGAAGAGUUGCUGCUCAGCAAAAUAUGUUGGACCCUARAAAUGAUUUUAAAAUAAUGAAAUCUUUGCUUAUGCAGCAGCAAACAAGUGAAAAUCCAAAUAUAACAAAUCCCGGGGACCUUCUUCCUUAUCUUCAAAAUUUGUGUCGUCAAGUAAAUCAUCUUCGGCUAAAAGAUGGAAAUAGACGCUAUGAGAAAAGUGUUGCGACUAAAGAAGAAAGUAUUCAGAGUGUUGGAGUGGAACAACAACCUAUUUGUUCCUAUUUGGAAAAGAUCAUCUCAAAAAAUAUGGAUCUGAUGGAGAAAAAACUAAUGGACUAUAUUGAUCGCCAAAUCCAGAGUCUUCAGACACAUAUAGAUAACAAAAUGGUUCUGUUAAUGGACUUGGUUCAGAACUCAAAGUCAAACAAAAUUACACAAACACACUAUGAUACUGGUGAGGGUUUCUCAAAUGGAGAGAGAUAGAUGUGUGUUGCUAUAGGACUUCAAUGUAAGUAUUUUUCCAAGGGCAGUUAAAUACUAGACUUUGUAAAGUAUAUGUAACUAGAACUGUAUAGAACCUCAGUGUUACAUUUGUUACUGUAAUUCUAUCCACUACUGUACACAGUUGUUAGUUCUCUGAAAGWUCUUAAGAACGUAUGUUUUUCCUAAAUAUAAGAAUUUUGUAUGCCCUUUGUGGCUUAUUUAUUGAAAGAGACAGUAAAAGCCAUGUGAAAUACAGUAUCCCAGGUUCAA